Frankliniella occidentalis (western flower thrips) is the source of this 7147-nucleotide messenger RNA. RefSeq lists its product as uncharacterized. Lineage: Eukaryota; Metazoa; Arthropoda; Insecta; Thysanoptera; Thripidae. Bases 306 to 5639 code for a protein of 1777 amino acids. The record is from RefSeq and is a predicted model, not a curated record. Gene Ontology annotation, biological process: endoplasmic reticulum to Golgi vesicle-mediated transport; positive regulation of GTPase activity. Gene Ontology annotation, cellular component: endoplasmic reticulum membrane. The transcript has 5 exons. Gene Ontology annotation, molecular function: GTPase activator activity.
CCUGCCCUUAUUUACAGUUGUACGCGAUUUUCAUGGAGGAUGAUACCAUCACAGACGUAGACUUCUGUCUUCUCGGUUAUUUUUCUCCUUGUUUGUGUCUUGAUUAUGCUGUGACCCUCGAGGAAGUUUGUUCUAACUCGCCUAGGCUGUAACUGGACGAUACGAGCCCCGGCCGAAAUGUUUCUGCAUGUGUCAUGGGCAUUUUGUUGAUAUGACGUUUGUCUGGAUAACCUCUCCUGGCAUGAAACGGACCACCUUUGUUGGUGUUGUGUAAUUUGUGGCGAGCUGCUCGUGGCCUGCGCGCGAUGGAACCGCAUUUGUGUCAAGAAAAAAAGGGCGCCCUGAACGAUACGGGGCAAAGUUCGGCGGAUGGAGCCGAGACACCCCCGAGCCAUCCGCCUGCAGUGGAAGAAGUUGCAAUCAGUGAUCAAUAUGGCCUGAAGACUGAUAGAAUAUCCGGUGGCGACAGUCAAGAAGCUGCACCAGUGCCAUCAGGAGGAAUGCCUCUAUCAUCCAACGGUGAAGAAAGUGUGCUUGUUGCUACCGGAGACAUCAGUUGUGGUGAGAAUAGUGAAAGCAGUAGCCCAGUGAGUGACGUACCAAAAAGUGUUGAUAUGCUGAAAGCAAGUGGUGCUGGAGACUCCGUCGAAGACUGCAGAAAUUAUUCUGAGAUGAAUUCAACCAUCAGUCCUGGCAACAAAGAUAUUGAACAUCCACAUGAUGAUGACAUGGAUCCACUAAUUACUAUUGAUGACACAGAAUCACAGUCCUCUGAUCUGAUAAACUUUGAUACAGUUUCCUAUGAUGUAAUUCAACAACCUGCAGAAGAUGAUGAUGAGAAAAGUAUUGCAACAAUAUCUAGCCUUUCCUGUGAUAUUAAAAUGGACUCACCGUCGAAACAUUCUCAAGGUUCCAAUUCUUCAAGUCUCAUCAACCUUUUAGAUACAUCUACUAAAGAAGUUUCUGUUGCACCAGGAAGUCCAUCCCCAGAAAUUGUGGUGGAAGCACCUUCUUCAUCAGCAAGCUCAUGUCAUUCAAGCCCAUUGCAUCUUUCAUCCAAAACUGCGUCAUCUGCAGUAGAGGGAAGUUUUUCGCAAAUGACUACCAAUUCCGAGGAUGCCAAUGCUUGUGGUGUAGACUUAGUUCCAAAUGUGAUGGGUGUUGCAGUUUCAAGUAAUAUUGUACUUUCGCACGAGGAUCGCAUCAAUUAUGUUGAUAACGAGGAUAGUUUUGGCAAUCAAUCAGUAAUAUCAGAACCAAUUUCUCACUCUCCUCAUGUUUCACCUUCAAGUGAAGAUGUAGAAAGUCUUGAUCAGGAAUGCAUAAGUCAUGAACCAUCACUAAACUGUCAAUCUCUGGAUGAUGCAAUUCAGUCAGCAGCUCAACUGGAUACAUGUAAUGUUGACUUGAAUGGCGGGAACAAAGAUAUACAUAAUCAUGUUAAUAUAUCUUUAGGAAAAGACGUGAAGGACUCUCAAGAAAUAACACCAGCUGAUUUUCGUAGCACAGAUAUAGAGUACAAAGAUUUAGUACCCAAAAGCAAUAUGGUGGAUGACAGCUGCAUCGUCUUGGCACCAACUAUUAUUCAAGAAAAAUGUCCACUCUCAGAAGCUCAAAUUCAGAAGGAUUCCGCUUCUGAUUCCACUAUUUUUGAAUCUUUAAUGACUGAUUCAGCAUCUACAGGUGUUACCACUUUUGCUGAUUCUUCAUCUCUAGACAACUUAAUUUUACAGGAAACUUCAGAAAAAGUUAUUUCUUUAGCCUCUGUGGUGUCAACUUUUAAUGAAGUUAUGUCUCCAACCAUUUCAUCUGAGGAUACCUCCAUAAUUUCAUCAACUUCAGACAUUCCAGCUAUUGCGCACAUAGACGAUGUGACAACCACUGUGACAUCAUCACACAAUGAAGAUGUACAGGCUGAAGAAAUUUCCUCCUCACCUAUUUCACUGAUUAACGACGUUAUAAACAUCACCACAACUUUAGAAGAAGAGAAAAACUUCUGUGGACAUACAGAAACCAAAGAACCUACAAGCAGUGUUUCCUCUCGGGUUGAUUCCAUGACAUCUAACUGUGUCUCUCUUACUGAUAAACCAGCACAAACAAAAGGUUGUGAUAAUUCAAAUGAAACUCAAGAUGAAGCAUGUUUCAAACCGUCACUGCCUGAUCUCUAUCAACUGGUUGACGAAAUCGAAAAUGCUGACAACCCAGUUCUGAAUGAGGACCUUUCUUCACUUGCAGAUGGACCUGUGCUUUUAACAACUGUUGAAGCUGGUAUAAAAGAAGAUCUCAGCCCUGUUAAAAAUAUGAUGCCUUCAUUCAAAAUUAAAACUACUUCAGAAGCAAAAGAUGAUUCAGAAAAUAUUGCCGAUGAUGCAUUUUUAAUAAAUACUGCAAGUUCUGCAGACAUGUCCAAAGAUCUUGAUAGUGAUAAAUGUACUGAAAAUAUGAAAGACUUAAAUCUAGAAACUAAAGUUACUGAAACUGUGACUAAAAGCAUGGAUGCUGUCCCUUUACUCUUAGAAAAUUCUACUGGUCAAAUUAAGCGCCCAACAUCACUGCCAAACAUUGAUUCAAAUAAUUUGCAGGCAAAACAAACUCACAGCAUGAGUUUUUCAGAUUUUAUGGGUCUUGUAACGGCAACAAAUACAGGUCCUGCAAUUUCUAAACAGUACAAUGCAUCUUUACUGGAUAAUGCUCAACAAAUUGCCUCCAGUUUAGUGGAUGAUAUACUUGGCACUGCAAUACUCAAGGCUGAAGAGACUCUGAUAUCAUCGGCAAACUCUACAUCGAACCGUGUUGAAGCAGUCUCAGCUGCUCACACUCUAAUUAAUCAAGUACUUAAUAGAGCUGUGGCUCAGGUUUCUUCUCAUAAUGAAUGCAAAAAAGAAAUGUUGGAAAAUUCUAAUGUAAAAGACAGUCCAAAGGAUGUUACAACAGAGCCUUUAAUAUUACCAGAACCUAUGCCAGAGUCCAUAGACAGAAGACCAAUCUCGCCUCCUUCAGUAGCUCUUCUACCUGUUGUUUGUAGUGUGGAUCAACCACUCUCAGAUUAUGGCCAGGCAGAAGAGGAUUCAACAGUCCUUGACCAUGAAGGGGAACAUGGUGCUGGAGUAGAUCCUUCUUCAACAGAAACUGAAAUAAUACUCUCAAAUUCAAAUGAUAACCUGUCUCUGGAAAAUUUAACAUAUGACAAGGAUUCUCCUGAAGUUUAUGUAGUUGAAGAAUUCAAAUCACCAACAUUGAAACAUGAAGUAGGUGAACCUGAGGAUGGAACAAAUCCUCCAGCAUCAGAACCAUUUCUUGAACAAAUUGAUGCUGCUAUGGCAAAUUUAGAAUUAAACCUUAAAUCUAAUGAUAAAAACAUUAUAGAUGAUGUUCCUCAGGAAAACAGCGAAAGCAGUGUUGACUUUCCUUUUGAUGGACCAGUUGAAAUCAGUUCAAGUAGAUGUACUUCCCCAACAUCUGAACAUGCUAUGAAAGCUGGUGAGGAUGGCAGUCAAAUGGUUGCAGAUUUGCCUGGUAAUGAAGAUAUUUCUUCACUUAGCAAUACUAGCUCCGAAUUGGAUCUGAAGAUUAACGGCAGAUGUGCUUUAGAAAACCCUUCUGGAGAGAUUAGCAAAAGUAAUAGUUUAGUUGAUGUUAAUACCAAAGAAGAAUCGGGAAGAACUUCAUCAUCAGAAAAUGGUAAUUCUGAUUCUGCCCGAAGCAGUUUACUUACUUGUUCUGACCUAGGAAUCCGAUCUGAAGCAAGCAUUUUUGUUGAUGGUGUGUUGGAAGAAGCCGUGAAAAAGUAUGAGGAGUCCUCAUCUAGUGAAUCAAGUCCUAUGAAACUGAAAGGUCUUGUACUUGAUCCAGAUUUUCUUCAAGAAGAUGAGGAAUUGGCUACCCCUUGUGGAGAAAUGCUUACAGAACAUUUUAUGGAUUUUGAAAGUGGAAGAAAUGUAAGUGUAUUCUGUAGUAUACCUGAUAAUCCAUCUGAUGAUCAUCUUUUAGCUUAUGAUAGAAUAGCUCAUACUAUUGGAAACAGAGAGGUUGAUUCUGAUACUGGUAAAAGUGUUAGUGUCUUCAGAAUUGAAGAUGAUGUUUAUUAUGAAAUCCAGAGAGCUAGUACAUGUACUAGUGUCUUUGAAAGCGUUGAGGAGGAAGAUGAGGAUAUGGUUGACACUACUGUUCCUUUAGAAGAUCGUCCUACAAGGAAGAUGCGGACCUCUGCUUCAUUUCCCAGUUUUGAUAAGGAUAAGUUGGAUUUUUCUGAUGACCCUCUGAAAGCAGACAGCGAUGCUUUUGAGGAUGCUGUUGGAGCCUUUCUUGCGAAAGAGAGAUUGGUUCGAGAUGAAAGAAAACAUUUUACAGCAAUAGGUGGCAACAUCAAUCCAGAGGAGAACACAUGUAGAGCCUUAGUUCUGAGACAUCCAGAAUAUGAUUUAAGUAAUCAAGAAGAAAAGAAGAGAAUGGCUGAGAAAUGGGCCAAUGGGGGUGAGUCAGAAGUUCCAGAUACACCAGAAAUGCGAGAGAAACAAAGAUUAAUAAGGGAGGUUUUAGAAUCUGAUGAAGAUGUUCCUGUUAAGCUUUGUAAGCUUGCUCUGACUGAAGGUGGUCUUAUAAAUGACACACUGCGCCGUGAAGCUUGGCCACGAAUGUUGGGAUUAGACCCCACUUUGGAGGUUGAUGCACCUUUACUGGAAGAUCUGAAGUCACAUCCAGAGUAUGGCCAAGUUGUUUUGGAUGUAAACCGUUCUCUCAAAAGAUUUCCUCCUGAUAUCCCUGCUGAUCAAAGAGAAACUCUUCAAGACAAACUUACUCGCCUAAUUAUGUAUGUGAUAUCGAAGCAUCCUCAUCUUCGGUAUUACCAAGGUUAUCAUGAUGUGGCAGUGACAUUUUUGCUAGUGGUCGGGGAGAGUGUUGCUUUCCAGAUUAUGGAAAGGUUGUCCACUGAGAACUUGUCUGAUUGUAUGCAACCAACCAUGGAGCGCACAUCUUAUUUACUUCACUUUAUCUAUCCACUGCUUCACCGUCUCCAUCCAACCUUGGCAGAAUAUUUAGAAAGGUCAGAAGUUGGUACCAUGUUUUGUUUGCCAUGGUUCCUGACUUGGUUUGGCCACAGCUUGGAUCGAUACCAGGAUGUUGUUCGUCUCUAUGAUCAUUUCCUUGCUUCGCCUCCUCUUGCCCCUCUAUACGUAGCAGCUGUUCUAGUAGCUCAUCGAGCUGAUGAGGUUCUGGCUGUAGACUGUGAUAUGGCCGCCAUUCAUGCUCUACUUUCACACAUACCAGACACACUUCCUCUAGAAAUUCUUCUGCGGGAUGCAACUGAACUAUACUUCAAGUUCCCUCCAGAGAGCAUUGAAAGAGAAGUGGAGGAGAGGUUCAAAAAUGAGCAGCAGCUUCGAGUUCAUGAAAUGGAAGCCAGGGAGAAAAUGCGUCAGCGCCUCUUACGUCGUCGCCGAGGUCACCGCCAUGGGUCAUGGCAGCUUGCAGAGGUCCAUGAUAGGAUUGGGGGCACAAUGAUGACCCUCAACCGCUGGAUGCCUCCAUGGGUAGUUCAACAGCAGCGGCUCUCCAUGCGCCUGCUAUUUGCGUCGGCUACCUUCUUUGUAGGAUUUUAUGUAUAUUCUCGGGGUGGGGACAUGCUCCCCUACAUGUAAGUCCUUCAUUGCAACUUAAUUGUAUUGUUGAUCUACGUUUUUAUUGUUUGUUUCUAUGCAUUCCAUUUGUGAAAAGCAUAUAUAUAUAUAUAUGUAUGUAUGUGGCAUUGAUAUUGCUUGGUGCAUAAAAAAUUGCUCCCUCUCAUUGUGUUGUUACCAUAGGUGUAAUGUUAUUACUUCCUCUCUUUUAUUCCUUGUUUUCUCAUUUUCUAAUGUAAGCUACACCAAAUAAUGUCUAUGUGGGCUGUGUGAAUUUUUGAGUGAUAUGAAAUCUUUUGCAAUGUGGUGGCAAAGUGAGACUGAUAUUCCUACAUAUCUAUGACUAAUGUUUAGUGUGGGGCCUUCUGAUGUUAUUCUAGAGUUCAUGAAAUCUUCUGUGUAUGUUGUUUCUUGUUUGCAUAGUUUGCCUAGGCCUCACUUAUUUUUAUAUUGAUAGGACAUAUUUUAAUUGAAUGUGUUAUGUUCAAUCGGUAGUGUACUACACUUCAUUCAUGUAGAAGAGCAUUAAUUGACAACAAUUGUUUUAUUGAUGCACUAGUCACUCCUUAAAACUAUUACUUCAGUUUUGAUACGUACUGUAGCUUAGAAAAACACUUGGUCUCUUUCCUGUUUGCCUUUCUAAUUUCUGAACACUUGAAAUAUGUGUUUAAAGACCACACUUGUUAUAAAAACUUGAUUAUUGAUUUAUUCUGUUUCAUGUUAACUUUGAAUCAAGUUUAUACUGUUAAAAGAUUAUUAAAAAGCUAUUAAUAAGACAGAUUUUCUAAAAAAAGAAAACCUCUUUGUUCUAAUAUGAGAAAAAAUACCCUCUUGAAUGGUUCCAAGCUGUGAGACAUUUAAAUUGUCAAAGUUCAAGGUUGAGUGCUGAUCUUAAUUUGAUCAGCUUGUCCUACCUACCGUAAUCAUCUGGUUAUAUUUUCAUAAAGAUAUUGAUCCUAAAAUUGAGGACAAUGAGUAGUAAGCAAAUACUGUAAGAAUCUUAUCUAUUCAUUGCAUCUUCUUAUUGCUGUUGUAUGUAAUCAUUAACUGUUUUUCUAUUCUAAUAUGUAAAGCUAGCUAAGUUUGCUAGUUGCAACAACUAGGUGAAUCUUUAAACAAUAUCUUUUUAUUGUAGUCAUUGCUGAUAAAAAAUUUGUGUACCUGGUAUACCUACCAAGUAAUUAUCUAUCUAGUUGCUUCUAAUUUAGCUGAAACAAUGUUCUUAAAAGACAUUUUUUUGUGUGUCUUCUCUGUGUGUUUGGACAAUAGAUGUACUUCUGCUGAACAGAUUGUUAAGAAAUAUCUGACAAUUUUCCAAAACCUAAUAUUGAAUCUUAAGCAGCCUCUUAUAGAAAGAACCACAGUAUAACUAUCUUGUUAAUUCAUGCUGCUAAAAGCAUAACCAGUUGUGAUUGUUAAGUGAUUUUGUUAUAGAAUCGUAUAAUUGAUAUUCAGUCACUUAAUAAAACGAUUAAAACAAACAAAAAUAAUUGUAAUGGAUUACCUUAAAAAGAAGAUAUUCUCCCUGU